This is a messenger RNA of Larimichthys crocea (large yellow croaker), 4852 nucleotides long. Its product is annotated as nectin-3-like protein. The coding region runs from base 12 to 743 and encodes 243 amino acids. Gene Ontology annotation, biological process: heterophilic cell-cell adhesion; homophilic cell-cell adhesion. Gene Ontology annotation, cellular component: adherens junction. Lineage: Eukaryota; Metazoa; Chordata; Actinopteri; Sciaenidae. The transcript is spliced from 6 exons. The record is from RefSeq and is a predicted model, not a curated record.
GUAUAAUCACCAUGGAAACUUGCAGUAAAUCACCUCUCAUGCUGCUGAAGUUGUUGUACAUCUCUUUACUCCCAGUUUUGGAGGCACAACAAGUCCAGCAGGAAGUGACUGCUUACCUCGGGAAUGAUGUUACCCUGCAAUGCCAAUCCAUCCCACAAGGAGAAAACGGACAUAUUUCUCAGUUUCAGUGGGAUCUCAAACAAAAAGAAGGAAAUGAAAUCACCAUUAUUGUUUCUAAUAAACAAUUUGGUGAUAAUACUAGCGAUACGUUUCUGAAGGACAGAGUGAAGACUGAAGAACUAUCUUUGAAAAUUAGAAAUGUUGAAUUAGGAGAUGCAGGGUUAUACACCUGCACCAUUUCAACUUUUCCUCUUGGUUCAUUGAAAAGAUCCACCAACCUUAUUGUUCUAGAACAGAUGCCGUUAUCAUCAGGGGAAGUUUCUGCUAUAGUGAUUGCUGUCUUGUUGCUGUUAGUGAUCACAGCAGCCAUGAUUUAUCUCUUCUUCAUCAGAAGAUCUGAUUCUACUGUCAGGCACCGUGUCUACAUUGAUGCAAACGGUCCAGUGAUGGAUGCGGCAAGGUCAUCUGUUAUUGUAAAACAGGAGGAUGUGGUCUACUCUGACGUCAAGCUUAAACCAUUCAGAGAUGGUACACGUUCGUCUGAUGACAAACACACAGAGAGCACGCGCGCUGAUGAUGUCACAUACUCUGAGGUCGUAGUUUUGUAUCGCCAGCCCAAAUGAGAUGAAAUUGUACGCUGGAAUAAGGUUGUUGUUCACUUUCUUGUACUUGUUUCAUUUAUUGAAAUCAGCAUUUUCUAACAGCUGCCAGUUAAACCUAUAUUUAAUCUUUGUGGCUGUUCUAGGCCUCAUGUUUCAACAGUUACAUGUUUUUUCCAUUGGGCGAGGACAUGUUUCCACUACGCCCUCACAGUAGAUGAUAAAAAAAUAUAUAUUUCAAUAAAACCGUUACAUGGUAACCUAUAAUAACACCUCCAAAUUGUUCCUUUUAGUGUAAAGAAGAACUUUCUGGAAAUGUUUACAACAAAUGAACCAUGUACAAAGGAAAUGAACAAAGGAAGAAAAACAAGUGCAAUUUCAACAAUAGGUCUCAGUUUUUCCACAUUCAGUCAGUCUGUUGUCAUUACAUGCGCAUAGUGAUGGACAGAUCACAUUAGAUCUACAUGCAUUUUAUUGAAUGAAAUGACUUUCUGUCAUUUUUUCAUUUUGCAAAGUCAUCCAGUGGGCUGCCUUGUACCCUUUGCUGGGUUGGUUCUGGCACAUGACCUGUAUGUUUGACAUCCCUGGUAUAAAGGAAAGACAAUAUGUUAACAGACAUUAAAUUAUUUAAAGAGCCAUGCUAUGUGGGGCUGGACUUUUGCAUGCUAACAUGCUUACAGUGCUAAUUGAUAUUUAGCAUGUUCACCAUCUUCACUGUGUUGGUGUAGCAAAUAAGCAUGCAAACAUUUGCUAAUUAACUAGCAUAAACUGCAGCAGGUUGUAAUGACGUUAUUUUUGCAGGUAUUUGGUCAGAAUACACCAAAGUUAUGGAGAAUUUCAAAUUUUGACCUUCCCACACCGACAUUCCCUAAAGCUAUAAAUGUUAUUGCACUUGAUUCUAACACUGCUGCGGGAGAAUUUAAUCAUAUAAUGAAAAGUGUUCCAGUUAUGGAUUUGUGGCACCCAGGCUGUCCGAUUACCCGCAGUUCUGACUGUGGCCAUAACACUAACGCCAUGACAGUGUGACAGAGUAGAUUUAAUCUCACAAAGUUCCUGUUCCUAAAAGAUUACAAAAAAGGAAGAAAAUCACAGCAACAGGGAACUACUGUUGCAUGUUAAUAAUCGGAAGAGCUGAUGGUGUUGACAGUUUCCACAGUAAAAUGAACUUUUUAGAUUCCCUUCGUGAUUCAACUUAUGUACACAUCAUAAUGUUAAGCUCUUGUGAUGAUAAACCUUUUGCUUUAACUCGGUUAAAAGUCAGCAUUUGCAUGUGAGCUUUAAUGGGUUAUAGGAAUGUAUGAGUCAGACAGAAAUGUUGAAAUUGUUGUGUUUGUACUUACCAGCUCCUUCAACCUGCUUGUUUCUUCAGACUCUUUAAACCAAAGACAAGAACUGCAUAUUACGAUACUGCAAGUUUUCCAAUAGCACAGACACUGGUAAUAGUUGCACAGUAGCAGUAUUGUACCCAUACUUGUAUUCUGUCUGCUUUGCUUGUGCACAUGUACGCUGGUGUUAUAGUGUGAGCAGGCCAGAUGUACUGUAAAAAGUGUGGUUUGCAAAGCGGCUGCUGAUUCUUAUGGCUUCACUGGUUUUCAGAAGGGUUGUGUGUGUGAUACCACAUAACAGAAAUACUAACUUAAGUUAACUUAUAUUGAGUUCAUAUUUAAAGUCUGUGCUUGUAACUAUCACUGUAGUUCACUUUUAGAUAUUUAGAUAUUAUGCUUAUUUAUCAAAUCAUACAGACGAGCAGAUAGCCAGAGCCAACACUGUUCUGUGUAAAUUGUAUCUACAUUUGCUUUAAAUUAUAACUUUUUGUUACUAGCUAUGUGGGUUAGGUUCCAUCUUCACAACCCAUUUCGGUUUGUACUUUAGAGUUUUGUCAUGGCAGGAAACAGAUAAGAAGAAGAGUUCAUUAUGAAAGUCUUUUCACACCUAUGCAUUCUCAGGCUGAGAGGAAAUGUUUCACUCGAAAAAGCAAAGAUACAUGUUACUGAAGCACAAAUGAGAAUGAGUCACAUGUUAUGCUACAGUAUGUUGUUAAGAAAUCACACCCGGCAACAAACAAUAAGCAAGUUUGGACAGGGGAAGUGAUGAUGUGCAAAUAGGUAGUUUCUUGCAUUUAAAAGUAGUCUGGUAGAACAACACAUCAUUAUUUGUAGUCAUUUUGCAUCUCUUUGUAGUCUCUUUGAGGUCCUUUUGUAACUCUUUGUGUCCUUUGUGUGUCUCUCUCACCUUCUGUAUGUUGUAGGAUAAGCACCAGUCGUUGCCAAACAAGUUUUUUUUUACAUAUUCGAUAAAGUCAUAUUCUGAUACUGAUGUCAUUAAAUGUUUUCUGUUAUUAUGCAAAAGUGUGAGUGUGUUUGUCUCGCUGGGUCAGAUGUGGCGGUUAAAAUACAGAGGGUUUUUUUUUACUAAUGAUAAAUCUGAAGUCUUCUUGAUGAUGAUAACUUGGCACCAUGUAAAUGGCGUGAUCAUAGGAGGAUAAGUUAAAAUUCUAUGUUAUAGUCAAAGUGUGUUCAAAGUACAAUUACUAUGGGUGUGUUUUGAGGAAGGGAUUUGCUUCUGCACUAGUUAAACUGUACUAGUAGUGUUGGAAGUGUUUUCUAUUGUUACCGUUGCUAUUAUGAACAGGACUUACAUUUGCUCUAUUGGAAGGUUUUAAACUAGAUUCAGAUGCUUAAUUUGUAACAGUUGUUAUCGUGCACAGAUCUAAACUCAGCGAUGUCCUGCUUUCUUGUUUUACCUCAAACAGUGCAUUUCCACAAGGAAACUUACUCCCACCCAUAAUUGAGAGUUAAGGAAACGCCACCCUGAUGAAGGCAAGAUAGCUGAAAACAUUUGCGAAAUAAGACAUGGUUAAUUUGGAAAAGAUUAUUUAAGAUAAUUUUGUAGAAGUUAAAGUUAAGGCUCACUGUCUGCACUUUUCUGAGUGUGCAUACAUUAGCCAUAAGGAAAGAUUAUAGUAUUUGUAUUUUGGACACAAAUGGAGCUCCUUUAGUUCUAACAAGAAUAUGUUUACCAGCGUGUUGUUUAUUGUUUAUUUGGAUCCUUCCUGGAGUCCAUAUUCAAAUAAAUUAACAAUUAAUUAAUUAAGUAAACAAUAUAGCUAAAACAUUACUAUCUCCAACAUCAAAAUGAUACAUACAAAACAAAAAAGUGUUUAAAUACACAAAAACUUUCACUUAUUUAAACCUUUUACAAAUUUAGCAGAAACAAAAUGUAUUAGCGUCUAAAUAUAUCUAAAGCAUCACAAAUUAAUGUACUCAUUAGGAAACAACAUUGGCCUUUUCAUCUCUGGAUUAUUAUUAAAUUAAGAAUAUCAAACAUAAAAGGACUCUAAUGCCAAAUAAAUUUCAAAAUGAAAUUAAUGAUGAUUUACGAUUAUAAUAACCAUUAUUCAUUAUAUACUAAGUGAUUUCCUUUGGGGAAUGCUAAUGUUUAUUCUUGUUUUUUUUGCCAUCGUCUUCUCUGAUGCUGCAGAUUCCUGCUCCCUUGGCUUUUCUUUUGCUAAAUAAUAUGUGUGAUCCUCCAUUUGUCUAGAUUUAACUUCUUACUUUAUAACAAAAAGCAUAACACAAUCAGCCAGAACCAGGAAAAAGCUUCCUCCUCUCCUUCUUCAACCUUCUCUUUCUUCUUCUACUACUUCUUUUUCUGCUACACACUCUAUAGAUACUUCUGCCCUACAUACAUAACAAUUUCUUUUUUAAGGUGAUUAUAUAUUAUUGAAAACAUAGUUAUGCAUAUCAUAUUUCAUUUCUGCUAAUACAUCACCCUCAAAGUUACACACUGAACCUUGAAGUUGAUUGUCUCAUCACAGAGAGAAAUCCUUGUAAAGGAAGUGGCUGUAUUUGUCUUUGUAUUUUUCAAAACAUUGAUUGAAAGUCUUUAUUCUGGUGCAAAAAAACUGCUUAAACUCAAUCAGAAUUAUACAGUACAAGUAGGAUUAUUAAUGAGUGUUAGUAAAUUAAUCUAGGGCAGUCUUCUUUUGUGCUACACGUGCAAAAUCUGUUUUUGUUCAGUUUUGUUGUCCUUGUUUUUAGCUCCAUGUUUAUUUAUAUUAUGAAACGGGGUCAAAUUGUACGUAGGCUCAAGUGUACACAAACAUGGCCAAUAAAGCUGAUUCCAUACAACUA